AUGGAUUACCAGGCAUCACACAGCAUUCAAAUUGCCAUGAAUACCGUCCAACUGAUUAUCAGUUUAUUGAACAAAAGAUCAGCUAUGGAAACAGCAAGAACUAUUAAAGUUACAUUUAGGUGCAAACCUGGAUAUGAGGAGACAACAACUGGAACACUAGAGUGUUCAGCAAAUGGAUCCUGGCUUGGUGAACCAACAACAUGCAAUGAAAUCACAACAACAACUACUGCUGUUCCCACCACAACAACAGAGACACCUACAACAGAAACAUCUACAACCACAACAACAGAAGCACCUACAACCUCAACAAGAACAAAGCCUGCAAUAAUCCCUGCAUCACCUUACUUCUCACCCCCAAGCCCAGAAGGAUUUGACAAGUUUGGUUAUAAGGAACUAGAUAUGGUUAGUGGAAAUAUGCUGUUGAAAUAUUUUAAUGUACUUUAUAUAUGUUUUAAUGUACUU
This is a messenger RNA of Notodromas monacha, 462 nucleotides long. Lineage: Eukaryota; Metazoa; Arthropoda; Ostracoda; Podocopida; Cyprididae. The record is from the annotation of a GenBank genome assembly.